This is a messenger RNA of Saccostrea echinata, 4764 nucleotides long. Its product is annotated as nuclear hormone receptor HR96-like. Gene Ontology annotation, biological process: cell differentiation; positive regulation of transcription by RNA polymerase II; negative regulation of transcription by RNA polymerase II. The transcript has 7 exons. The coding region runs from base 544 to 1884 and encodes 446 amino acids. NCBI's taxonomy places the organism in Eukaryota, Metazoa, Mollusca, Bivalvia, Ostreida, Ostreidae. Gene Ontology annotation, molecular function: nuclear receptor activity; RNA polymerase II cis-regulatory region sequence-specific DNA binding; zinc ion binding. The record is from RefSeq and is a predicted model, not a curated record.
UAAGAAAAGCACAUCGAGUGACACAGAGAUAUAUUUACAUGUAAGGCAGCUUAGACCCAGAGGUUAUCACUGAGGCCCUACUGUCUGAUAAAAGAUUAUUUUCCACAGGAAAAUUCUUGGCACAUGGCUUGUAUUAACCUGUGUUUUAGUAUAUAGUAGUUUUUCCACAUCUGAUUGUUUUGUUUGUGUAUAUACAGUCAGGGCCAGAAAUAGAGGGAAAAAAGAAUAGUAAGGGGUGAAAAUAUCAUCAGCUGUGGUUGUUCAUUAGUUCGGGAUCAUCAUAGUGAAACUGGAGACCUGUGGAUGAAAUAUACGUGGCCGUGAAAUAUGAUUUUUCUGCAGACCAUGCUUUUGAUUGUCUUACCAUCAUAGUGAACUGCUUCCAAGAAUUUCAGGAUGAGUCUAUAUUUUUAGUGUGUGAUAGCAAUCAGCCAACUUUAUUUUUGGUGGGGUACCACAUUGCUUUAAUACUGAAAAAAACACUAUACUUCCCUCUGCAGAUAAAAUAAUUCAAAAUUUUGGAGCUGUGCAUGCUGUAUACAUAUGGAUUGCAACACAGAUGCAGACCUUGAAGCAGCUGCACUUGACCUUGAUGGAGUUUUUCUAAGGGGCUAUCUGGAUUAUGCCUCAUCCUGUCAUGAGUAUCUUUAUGAUGAUUCCUCAGUGAAGAUGGAUCUCAGCUUUGAAGAUUCAAACAGUAAUACCAUGCCCACCAUGGCGAACCCUUACCAUCGACCAAUGGACAUAGGUUCAAAUGAUUUGUCUCACAAAGCUCGUAAGAAUAAGGAGGAUAAAUACUGCGGGGUCUGUGGGGACAGGGCACUGGGUUACAACUUUGAUGCUAUUUCCUGUGAGUCGUGUAAGGCUUUCUUCAGGAGGAAUGCCCCUAAAGGACUAGAAUACUUCAAAUGUCCAUAUGAAGAGAAAUGCAAGAUGGACGUCUCAAAUAGGCGAUUUUGUAAACGAUGUCGUCUGCGGAAGUGCUUUGAGAUUGGGAUGAGGAAGGAGUACAUUCUGACGGAGGAAGAAAAACUCCGAAAACGGCAGCGUAUUGAGGAGAACAGGUUGAUCCAGAAAGUACGAGAUGUGGACAAGACAAAGACGCAAUCAGGAAUUGUCAGCACAUCAGAAAACAGACUGAGAGCGCUAGAACCUGACGAGGAAUACAUGAUAAAUGAAGUAGUGGGAGCUUACAGACAAUCUUUGGAGGUAUCCAUUGCUUCAGAACUGCCAAAAGACAAACCGCAAAUGCACAUGAAAGACUUGGUUAAUAUUGCAGAACUGAGUGUGCGUCGAGUGAUAGACAUGGCCAAGAAAAUCAAAUCAUUUAAGGCAUUGUCACAAACAGACCAGAUUAGUCUUCUAAAAGGAGGCUCCAUCGAGUUGCUGAUUCUGAGGUCGGUGAUUUCAUUUGACAAGGAGAAGAACUUGUGGUUGGAUCCACUUGAUAGCGAAGAUCACUCCAUGGACAUGAAGAAUCUACAAGAAGGAGAGGGAGCCACUUUAUUUGCCGAGCAUAUGAAGUUCACCAGGUCGCUAGCCGUCGACCUAAAGGCUGAUGAAACCAUGUUGAUUCUUCUGCUAGUUAUAUCGCUGUUCUCACCGGAUAGACCAAACAUAAGUGACAAAUCUUACGUUUGUCAAGAGCAAGAGAAAUAUGCUCUGUUACUUCUAAGAUACCUAGAGUCUAGGUAUUCCACAUACACUGUGCGUGCCAUUUACCCCAAACUGUUGAUGAAACUUACAGACAUUCGCGAUCUGAAUGAGGAGCACUCCCAUGUUCUUUUAAAGGUCAAUCCAGAGGGGAUACAGCCUCUGAUGAAGGAGGUCUUAGAUAUGAACCUUAAGGACAAUGGUGGGGGGAGCUGUGGAAGUCCAAUGUGAUUGAUGUAGAUAACUAGAGAUUUGGGGAAUAAACUCAAUUUUUAUGACAUAAAAAAAUAAUGUCCCAGUGGGCACAUGUUGUGCAAGUAUGAAUGGAUGAAAAUCUAAUUUUCUGCUUGUGGUUUUUUUUUUAACUCUAUAAUGGAUGUAUGAUACUGAUAUUUAGAAUAUACAUUAAUUUUUUAGAGUAGUACAAUGUACAACCACCCAUUUCAGCUGGACAUGUGUGGCAAUGUAAGGUCCGCAAUCAUAGGGCAGUUCUCAACUGUUAAAUUAUCUCGUGUCUUCUUUUUUAAUUUUAUUUUUUUUGUGUGUCGCAGAAAAAGAAAAUGGAACAUUGAAGAAUUUUGAUUGAUUUUUUUUUUAAGAAAAAUAAAAAUGCAGAAGGAUGAAAUGACACUGCUGCAUAUCUUCUGAGUGCUCAACAUGUGUGUUUGUUAGCAUGUGUCUGAUUUUUUUCUGACUGUAAAUAUUUUAUAGUCUUGCCAGAGUUUAUAGUAUUGCUUAUAAUGGAAUAUUAUAUAUUUUAUUUCUCUGUUUAUGAUUUGUAUUCAUCAUAUUUAAACCACAUAUGUUACAUAGAUGGCCAUUUUUCUGCAGUGUAUUCAUGUUGGUCAUAACUAUGGGUCGAGCUCUAGGCCAUAAGUCUGAUGAUAUACCAGCCAUACAUAUAUUUUGUACAUUCUGCAAGGUUGUUUGCACAUAAUAUAUUAAUCAAUAAUUAUGUUUAAUUAAAGAAAUUUAACGAAAAUCCUGUCACUAAGUGCCUGAGUGUGAAAAACGGAAGAAUGUGAUAUUGGUGGUGGAGGAAUGAGUUGUAAAUUCUCUCCUAUAAGUCAAUCGGGACUAUAAUUCACAAUUAUCAGCUACAGAGUCAUGAAAUGAACAUUUAAUCAGGUGUAUCUAAUAUCUAUGUAAUUUUCUACAAAGAUAAUGGUUCAGCAGCAAUUACAGUCAUGUACCUGACCAUUCUAAGGUGUGUCAUUCUCAUUGCUGUAACUUAAUUGAUAGUCAGAGGAAAUGCAGUGCUCAUUUUUCUCUUCUGAAUUAAUCUUAAUGUAUCCUUAAAUAUACAUUUUGUUGGAUUAUUAGUAAAAUCUUACUGUAUAAUGUUAGUGUCUUAAACAGGAUGCAGAAAAUUACUUAGAUUUUUUAUGUGAAACCAUUAGCCUUUUUCAUGGCUGAUAUGACAUUAAUUUUCUGAUUCCCUUUCUUGGACAACCCCAUUUUCAUUACAUGUACGUAAAGAAAUUAAUUAUAAAAGUUCUUUUGAUUAGUUCCUUUAUGACAAGUAUUUUUUUUUUUUUAUAAAUGGUAGAGAUAACUCUGAAUCAAAUUCGUUGUCUAGGAAGUUCCUCACAGUUUUAUCUUAUAGAUCAGCAACAAGUUUUGAAAAGUUUGGGGUUUGAGAGAUUUAGUAUAAAAUGUACGUUUUAAUUUGAAUUAUGCUGGCCAAGAAUCUUUACACUGUUUUUAAAUUUUGGAUGCACAAGUUGAUAUAUCUUUGAUUUCCACAUAUUUAAAUCUGGAAAUUUGGAGAAGAAAUUGAAAGUUGAUAGAAGAAUUCAUCCCAUUUUGUUUGUAAAGGAUUCCCACAUAUUGAAAGGUCAAUCACAGCUAGUGCUAUACCGGUGAUCAUACAGAAUAUUAAUUAAUGUAUAUCCUGUGAAAUUAUACUAUAUAAAUCAGCAAUUUUCUCUCCUUUUUUUGCAACCAAUUUUCUCAUUGAAUGAUGCCAUGUAUUUUUAUGUUGCAUUUGUUGGAAAAGUAUGGAAUUGUGGGGGGGGGGGGGGGGGGGUAUCCAAGAGGAAUAAUUCUACUUAAAUUGAAGAUCUUUUUUUUUCAUCACACUCUGAAAUGUACUUUUUUUCAAGAGGGGGGGGGAGGGGGGGAGUAUUCUUCAAUAUUUUUUUUUACAGAAGACCCAAAGUUUUGAUAUUUUGUUGGACAGAGCAUGUCUAUCAUUUUGUUUUAAAACUUCUGUUUUCUUUUACUGGUUGUUUUGAUUGAAUGGAAGGUAAUCUUUUUAUACUGAUUUUAUUGUGUGUGGUAUCAGAUAUUAAAAAAAACUAGUGUGUAUGUUUCAUUGUUCCUGAUUAAGGGGUGUGGUUACAUGUAUUCAUCUUUUUUCUUUUGGUAAUGCUGUUAAAAGGAAAAUUAUCAGCUUUCUUUUUCAUUCUGUUGAAAAUUCAUAAAAUGAUACCAUUUUAAUACUUUGGUAAGGCUUUGUAGUACAGUUCAUGCUCCAAAAGUUAGACUUUCCCCCUUAAAAAAAUCUUACCAGUUUUAUUGCAAGAAACUUUCUCCUAAUUUCUUAUAAUGAUACUCAAAACUGUUUUGCUUAAUUUAACUGAUAUGCUAAUUAAACAGAAAUCAUAAACUUCAUAAUAAAGGUCUAAGAAUAUGCCAUACUUUUAUGAUUUCACAUAUUAAUCUUUUUGCCUUGACAACUCUGUAAUAUAAAUUGUUAUUAGAAGCUGAGAUAAUAGAGAAUUUUAUAAAGAAUACAACACAGGAAGGUCUUGACAAUAUUUUUGAUACUGUGAAUUAGUAAACUUCAAUAUUAAGAUUUCUUUUAUACUGUGAAAGAAACAGAAUACAAGAUCUGCAUGCAAAUGAAACUGAAUUUAUAAAUUCAUUGUUGGAUAUUAGCUGUUCCUGAAUUCUUGCAAUUGAUAAUUUGCAUAUUUUGUAAUACUAGUGCUAAUAGAGAGUUUAAAUAUAAAAAAAAAAAUCAUUGUCCUCUGAGAAAGGGACAUAAUCACGCAGCAAUCAUUUCCGCUGUCAGAUUUGGGACUAUUUUUGCUAUCUAUGUUACAGCCAUUUUAUGUAUUAAUUGGUUAUGUAUAUUAUGAUAAAUAAAUCAUGUAUUGUACUGUU